AUGGAGUUCCGGUUUCAUUUUCAUAAAUUAUGCCAAAUUGAAAGAAGAUGGCUUCUUCUGGUGGGUGCAGUGGCUAUUACUCAUUUACUGUUUCAAUCUCUAUUGCUUCCAUAUGGAAAUGCUCUUCGUUCUUUAUUACCCAAUAGCAAUGAACCAGUACAAGAUACAAGCAGCUUUCCAAUCUUACAAUCUUCCACAAAGUCUGUCAUGGUUCGCAAUGCUCUCACAGUUGAUACUUCUAGCUCGAGUAAAGUUUCCACAGUUGAUGGUGUAGUGGUGAAAGAUGCUGUCAAUUCUGGUGGAAAUGGAGACAUUAGUCAUGGUGGUGGAUUGAAGAGAAACAGUGGAGACACAGAGAAUGAUUUCUCAUCUGAUAAUCAAGAUCAGGAUAAUCAUUUUGAGCUUGCAGUUGCUAAUGAUGGAGAUACUGAUGGUUUUGUAUCUGAAAAAGAGGAUUUGGAGAAUCCUAUCGAGCUUGUUGUGGAUCGAAAUAUAGAUGAUGGUUUCCCAUUUGAGGAUGUGGUGGAUAAAAAUGGGACUUUCAUACUGGAAAGUAUCAGAAGUCGAGAAAAUAAUUCUAUCAUGGACUUUGCCAGUGAAGCCAAAAUUGAAAUACCUCUUUAUCAGAAUGUGAAAUCAAACCUUUCAACGGACUUUCAUCUGGAGAAAGAGUUGGGGCACAUAAACGUUACUUUGAAAUCACCUCCUGUAGGAUCAAAAGAAGUACCUUCAUUAACAAAUAUCACCAGUUUGAGAUCAAAUGGAAGUUCCUCUAUUGGUUCUGCUAUCCAUAGAGAUGGUGUUGCAACUUCAAAAAAUGAUUUAGCAAAGAUGAAUAAUCAUGGAAGGAAGAAGAUGAGAUGUGAGAUGCCUCCAAAAUCAGUAACAUCAAUAAAUGAGAUGGACAGUAUAUUAGAGCGACAUCGUCGGUCUUCACGUUCAAUGAGACCAAGAUGGUCCUCUCCACGAGACCGCGAGAUUUUGGCUGCAAGAUCACAAAUUGAAGGUGCUCCAGUUGCAGUGAAUGAUCGAGAUCUUUAUGCUCCUCUCUUCCGAAAUGUUUCCAAGUUUAAAAGGAGUUACGAACUCAUGGAGCGCACACUCAAAGUUUAUAUCUAUAGGGAUGGAAAGAAACCCAUAUUUCAUCUACCAAUAUUGAAGGGGUUAUAUGCCUCGGAAGGAUGGUUUAUGAAACUGAUGCAAGGGAACAAGCGUUUUCUUGUGAAAGACCCUCGAAAGGCUCAUCUGUUUUAUAUGCCAUUCAGUUCUCGAAUGCUGGAGUAUGCACUUUAUGUGCGUAACUCCCAUAAUAGAACAAAUCUACGCCAAUAUUUGAAGGAAUACACAGAGAAAAUUGCAGCUAAAUAUCCUUACUUUAACAGAACUGAUGGAGCAGAUCAUUUUCUUGUAGCUUGCCACGACUGGGCUCCAUAUGAAACAAGGCACCACAUGGAACAUUGCAUAAAGGCCCUCUGCAAUGCUGAUGUCACUGUAGGCUUCAAAAUAGGAAGGGAUGUGUCUCUUCCCGAAACAUAUGUCCGAUCAGCCAGAAAUCCUCUUAGAGAUCUCGGAGGAAAACCACCAUCUCAAAGGCACAUUCUUGCCUUCUAUGCCGGAAAUAUGCAUGGGUAUCUGCGACCAAUCUUGCAAAAUGAAUUACAUCCAGCACAUGAAGAGCAGCAAGUAUUGCAUCUGCCCCAGGGGCUACGAGGUCAACAGCCCAAGAGUGGUUGA
This is a messenger RNA of Jatropha curcas, 1734 nucleotides long. The record is from RefSeq and is a predicted model, not a curated record. Lineage: Eukaryota; Viridiplantae; Streptophyta; Magnoliopsida; Malpighiales; Euphorbiaceae.